UUCCAAAGAUUGGCACUUGAACAUUGUCACUUUAAAUUUAGCAAACCAAAAAACUUCGAUUGGCUACGGCCGCGAUUUUAACUAUUUACCCAUUAACAGCUUCUUGCAGCUUGCGCAAACACAUACGACCUGGCUUCACGUUUAGCCUUCACAGUGGAUAUGAACUCAUCAGAAGUAGUUCUAGAUGGAUACUCGAUAUUGAGAAAUGACAGGACAAAUUGUGAAAUAUUUUUAUAUAGAUUGGGAAAGCGGAGGAUCGAAAUUUUUAAGAAGCUCUGAUAAAAUCACAGUCACGCCUGCUGCUCAAAAGACAGUUCGAAUCCAUGUCUUUUACAACAGAUCGAACCCUGAGAGUCUUCUUUUGAAUGACUGGCAAUGGAUAUCAAAACAUCCUUCAGCGACAGAAGCAACUGAAGCGGCGUGGGUCGCGUUAAUGUCUUCUCUAAUAUCGGAUCGCAAGUUUUUGACCAAACCCAAUGUUGUACUAUAUCUUGUGUCUAAAGACCAGUCAAGAUUUCUGGAGCUUAUUUCAGUGAUAAAGACAAACAGCGUGGCAUCGAUAGUGCCAAUCAAUUCUACAAUGACGUCCAUCACUGAUUGUUUUGAUCACGUUUGUUCUCUGUGUUUGAUCAUUUUUCGUGACAGUACAGAAAAAGAGCACCAUGAUCGCCUCAAUCAUUUGCUUUUGUGUGAUAAUCCUUCCUGCGAUCGAAGUAGAAAAGGAAAUGGAUUUUGGAAUAAAUCUGAGCUUCAAGAUCACGUAUCCAAGCAACGAAAGUGUGACAUUUGUUUGACCGGACUUGGAAAGGAAAUGGUGUUUUGCAGCACUAAGAAGAAAGACGAACACAUGAGAAGCGUUCAUGUUCGUAAACUCAACACAAAUCGCAAUGCUUCUUCGUUAGAGCAGCGUAAUGAAGUGGACCAGACAACGUUUCAUUUUCGUUAUAGUCUUUAUCCAUUGCCUUGUUUAGCUGAGCCAGCUUGUGCACAGCGGUUUCGCACGACAGCUGAACAGGUGAUUCAUCACGUGUCUUAUCACCAGUGCCAGUUCCCGUAUGUAUGCAUGGCUUGUGUCAAUCAAUAUAAAAGAGCUGUUUGCCUUAAAAGUAAAACGGAACUAUUAGACCACGCAAAGGUGAUGGAACACAGAACUGAGGAAUUCAUCUUCAACGAAUAGCUAGCCCUGGCUCAUGGUCUAUCACAGGGGCCGAUUGUGCGAAAGAUGGAAAGCUCGAUCCGACAGAUAAUUUACCCACUCAGGAUAAAUUUAUUGGAUAACAUCGUCUCGACUAGUCCAAUGGAUAAGGAUUUAUCCACCGGAUAGCGCUGGCUUCGUGCAAUCCGUGGCCAGAUCUAGACUAAAACGGGCGCCGCCUUAUCAUAUUGAUUACUUGUGACUGAAACGAUUACACGUGAUACUGUCACGGUAAGGUUUGCAAAACAUUUGUUCAUCCUACCAAAUGAUCGUCACGUGACACCUAUAUCGCAUUUAAAAAAAAAAUUAAAGUAGCGGAUGCUUGUAUGGUUUCAUUGAA
Messenger RNA from Actinia tenebrosa (Australian red waratah sea anemone), 1535 nucleotides. RefSeq lists its product as uncharacterized. The record is from RefSeq and is a predicted model, not a curated record. NCBI's taxonomy places the organism in Eukaryota, Metazoa, Cnidaria, Anthozoa, Actiniaria, Actiniidae.